AUGGCCGAGAUACUAACGGAGCAACUUGACGCUCUCAGAGACGAAAAUCGUCAUCCUAAGAAAUCAAGACAUUCGGCUACGGAAGACGGUAAGCAGGAAGAUGGCUCCCAGGGCAAAGCAAAGCUGCCCAAGGGAAUGGUUUUGGGUAAGGACGGAAAGCCCUGCCGCACCUGCGUCUCAAUCUCCGACUGGCGCGCCCUCAUGAAAAGCAAAUCCCCCACCACCACUACCACCACUCCCGCUCCCUCCUCCACAACAACAACAACGGCGACAACAACAGCCGCUCAAAACCAAGCCACCUCCCUACCACCAGACUGUCCGCCCGACGUUGAAACCCUAGGCCGCAGCACCUGGGCCCUCCUCCACAGCAUGGCAGCCACCUACCCAACAACCGCCACGCCUCAACAACAAAACGAUAUGCGCGGCUUCCUCGCGCUUUUCGGCAAACUUUACCCUUGCUGGACAUUAUUUAUGUAA
This is a messenger RNA of Histoplasma mississippiense, 477 nucleotides long. Its product is annotated as augmenter of liver regeneration. Gene Ontology annotation, cellular component: mitochondrion. The record is from RefSeq and is a predicted model, not a curated record. The coding region runs from base 1 to 477 and encodes 158 amino acids. NCBI's taxonomy places the organism in Eukaryota, Fungi, Ascomycota, Eurotiomycetes, Onygenales, Ajellomycetaceae. The transcript is spliced from 3 exons. Gene Ontology annotation, molecular function: flavin adenine dinucleotide binding; flavin-dependent sulfhydryl oxidase activity.